AUUCAAACGUACCCGACCCGACUUUGAUAUGGUAACCAACAGUAUACACCGAAAUCCAUAAAGUUUCUAACCAAUAAAGCUCCUUGUCGCCGCUCACUGCUCAGCCACCUCCCCCGCCGCCAGUUUUAGUGAUUUUGAUAUACAAUCAUGUCUUGGUGCACCAUUGAAUCGGAUCCUGGUGUUUUCACUGAACUUAUACAGCAGAUGCAAGUGAAAGGCGUUCAGGUCGAGGAGUUGUAUUCUUUGGAUCCUGAUUCACUAGACAAUCUAAGGCCAGUUUAUGGGCUAAUAUUCCUCUUUAAAUGGCGUGCGGGAGAAAAGGAUGACCGUCCUGUAAUAAAGGAUCCAAACCCAAACUUGUUUUUUGCCAGCCAGGUAAUAAAUAAUGCCUGUGCAACCCAAGCAAUCCUGUCAAUUCUGCUGAACAGUCCUGACGUUGAUAUUGGGUCAGAGUUGUCAGCGCUGAAGGAAUUCACAAAAAACUUCCCGCCCGAGCUCAAGGGUUUAGCUAUCAAUAACAGUGAAGCAAUCCGCACAGCGCACAAUAGUUUUGCAAGACCUGAGCCCUUUGUUCCCGAAGAGCAGAGAACAUCUGGAAAAGACGAUGAUGUAUAUCACUUCAUAAGCUAUAUACCGGUUGAUGGGGUACUUUACGAGCUUGAUGGGCUGAAAGAGGGACCUAUAAGCCUCGGCACAUGCCCUGUUGGGGGGCAAGGCGAUAUGGAAUGGCUACGCUUGGUACAACCUGUGAUUCAGGAACGCAUCGAGAGAUAUUCCCAAAAUGAAAUAAGAUUCAAUCUAUUGGCGAUAGUAAAGAACAGAAAAGAAGUUUACACAGCUGAGCUCAAAGAACUCCAGAGGAAGAGGGAGAGAAUCCUCCAACAACUUGGCGCAUUGCAGUCAGAGAGAAUGGUAGACGGAAGUGCUGUGGACGCGCUUAACAUGUCACUUUCAGAGAUAAAUGCUGGGAUUGAAGCUGCGACUGAGAAGAUAGUGAUGGAGGAGGAGAAGUUCAAGAAAUGGAGAACCGAAAACAUCCGUCGAAAGCACAAUUACAUACCCUUUCUCUUCAACUUCUUGAAGAUCCUUGCUGAAAAGAAGCAGUUGAGACCUCUCAUAGAAAAGGCCAAACAGAAGGCCUCCAAAUCUUGAAGCGGCAUAUCUACACAGGCCAACUUUGGAAAAAGCUGUUAAUGUUAAACAACUGUUUAAGAUUUUGCUUUUUUUUGCAUGCAUGACUUUUCUUUAUGUGGUUAUGUCUAGUAGAUUUUUGAGAAUGUUAUCCACAGUCUUUUAAAUGGUCAUUAUCUAUUUAAUACUCCAAAUCUUUGGAUCCUA
Molecule: messenger RNA, 1338 nt
Organism: Salvia hispanica
Lineage: Eukaryota; Viridiplantae; Streptophyta; Magnoliopsida; Lamiales; Lamiaceae
Product: ubiquitin carboxyl-terminal hydrolase 2-like
Biological process (GO): ubiquitin-dependent protein catabolic process; protein deubiquitination
Cellular component (GO): cytoplasm
Molecular function (GO): cysteine-type deubiquitinase activity
Source: RefSeq, a predicted model, not a curated record